ACUGCCCGCUCACACACACUCAGUCGCCCCCCAAAUGUAUCGGAAACAUGCAGCCGAGUUAAAAUAUUGAAAAACUAGUUAGCAAACACAACCGAUCAGUGCGGAUAAUAAGAAUUGGCAAUUCAAAAUUAAAUGUUUCGCGCUAUCGCCCAGUCAGCUCAGAAGCAGCCGCUCCCCAACUGAGAGCACAGAGAAACCAGCUCUGGCCACUUGCUCCUCCGGAUCCGGCUCCUGCUCCUGUCCCCGAUCCCCUCCCCCACCCGCCACAUUCAGAUCCUGCUCCAAAUGACGGACGGCGAACAGCAGGAGGCGCUGGUCAAGCGGGCCGAGGACGAGCGCGAGGACAUCUUCCGGCGCUACGAACUCGGUCUGGAUCCCAGCAAUGUGGUGGACUCCUGGGAGAAUCCCACCUUUGAGAUCUACCACAGGACGGACAAAUAUGGCUUCUUGCACGACUCGCGGCUGCCGUCGACGCGGGAUGCCCAGGAGGUGCAUCGCAACAAGAUCGAAAUGGAGCGGGACAAAAAGUGGAUGAAGAUGCUCAAUCAGUGGCCUCCGCCCCAGGACAAGCUGCACAAGCGCGUCUACAAGGGCAUACCGGAUCGCGUGCGUAUGGUGGCCUGGAAUAAGCUGCUCGACAUCCAGCAAUCGAUAGAGAACAAUAAUGGCGUCUACCUCCGAAUGCUGAAGCUGGCCAGGAAGUACUCCACGGAGACGCGACAGAUCGAUGCCGAUGUGAAUCGUCAGUUUCGCGACAAUCUUGCCUUUCGCGAGCGCUACAGCGUAAAGCAGUGCUCGCUAUUCAAUGUGCUCAACGCCUAUAGCAUCUACAACUCGGAACUGGGCUACUGCCAGGGCAUGGCCUGUGUGGCUGGCGUGCUGUUGCUUUAUUUGCACGAGGAGGAGGCUUUUUGGGCAUUAAAUACCCUGAUAACCGACCAAAAAUACGGCAUGCACGGGCUGUUUAUUGAGGGGUUCCCGAAGCUGACGCGAUUCAUCGAUCACCACGACCGCAUCAUGUCGAAAAUAAUGCGAAAACUACACAAGCACUUUACCAAACACAACGUUGACGCCCUGCUGUACGCCAUUAAGUGGUUCUUUGUCAUCUUCGUGGAACGCGUUCCUUUCAGUUUGAGUCUGCGCGUGUGGGAUAUUUUUAUGUUAGACGGCGAUCGCGUCAUUCUGUCCAUGGCCAUCACCAUUCUGUACCUUCACAAAGACGAGCUGUUGCGCCUCAAGGACAUGGACGCCAUCAUUGAGUAUUUGCAAGUGCGACUUCACAAGAACUUUGGCUACAGCGACGAUGAUGCCGUUCAGGCCCUGGAACGAGUCAUGAAGAAGCUAAAGGACCUGAAGCUAGAUGUGCCGCCGCCAGCCAAGUCAAACGAGUUCCCCACCCGCAAACUAGGUGACUUCAUGGAGGCGGAUAUGGAGAAGAAGAUCGGGCGCAGACGCAAUGAUUACACAGACGCGGAGAAGCAAGUCAUAACAGAUGUGAUAUCAAGACAAGAACAAAACGCGAUCGACGUUCAGUCCACAGUGUCCUACGAGACUUCGGAGUGCGCAACGGGUGAUGGAUACUCAAUGAAAACGUUUGAGAGUAUCACUAGCUUAGCCACCUCGCCGGCGAAUAGCAGCUACUCGCUGUACAGCAAUGGAUUUGUGGUGACCACUAUCGAAAGUGAUCAAGAUCCCGCCCGCAGCCAGAGUAUCCACAAUCUCAGCUACCUGCAGCCGCAUCCAGCUCUGUCCAACGGGCUGCAGCACAUGCGGCACAGCUUUAGCAGCGAUAGCGACAGUCGCAAUCGCCUCGAUCUGGAUCAGGCACUGGAAGUGCUCCAGCGACAGCAGCUGCCCCUGCACCCGAAGACGCCAAGCAGCCAGGUGGUGUAUAUCGUGCAAAACGGAGUCGGCGGCGGAGGCAGGCACAUGGACGGGCAUCGGGAUGCUGCGGAUAACGAUGAUGAUGAUGCGCUGAGCGUGGAGAACACACGCCUUUAAUCUUAGUUGAUUCGUAUUUCGUAUUCUUUCUUUAUGUAGUUAAUGUCUGUUUUGCCUACUUGGUUUGUAAAACGCAUAUGCCAAUAACGAUUUCUCCCUUCCCAACAAACAAAAACCCCCUUGAACAUUCGCUAGUAAUAUCCACAUGUACUUAGCUUUAAUUUUUGUAUUGUCGAACCGACAGGAACCUGAAUUGUUAUUCAUUUGCUAGCAUUCAUCGAUGUGUGUAUUUCGUGUUUUUCCCACAUUCUUUCUUGUCCACUCACUCUCCGAUAUUAUCCAACCGAGAGUCUCAACUAAAUAUUCCAAAAACUAAUAACUUCUAAGACUCCAACUAUUCCGUUUGAAACUACGUACAACGAUUAAUAUUUAUUGCUAUCCGCCUAUAUUCUUACCCACAAUUCCUUAUACAUACCUACUAGCCUACUGUUUAGGUAACUUAAGCUUUGCUCUUGCAUUUACUUUAUGUUUGCCUUACAAAAGAAACUCAACUUUAGUUAAUGUUAAAGCCAAAAUUGUAGUUGUAAUCUGAUUAGCUAAUAAUUAUAUGAUUAUACAUAUAGCGAAACGUACCACACAAAUAAAUAUGAUUUUGUACUGAAAUGAAAAUACAUUUGCCAGCAUGGUUGAUUUCGCAGUUAGCACAAUGUAUCAUUGCACUGCAAGAUGUGUUGCAGGCUAAGAAAACAGUAUUAGUACGCAGUAUUCGACUCGAUUUGCACCUCACAAACAACAAACACAAGAACAACAAACACUAACACCGCUAACCAAAAUUUCACAUAUUGCCACAAUCACAAGCACAAUUGAAAACUAAAUGUCAUUUUCCAAAAACCAAAUUCUUUUCCAACGCAUUGGCAACACGACGAACUGGGAUUGGUCAAACCAAAUCGAAAAAAUACGAAAAA
Molecule: messenger RNA, 2906 nt
Organism: Drosophila teissieri
Lineage: Eukaryota; Metazoa; Arthropoda; Insecta; Diptera; Drosophilidae
Gene: RN-tre
Product: USP6 N-terminal-like protein
Exons: 6
Coding region: 286-2001 (571 amino acids)
Source: RefSeq, a predicted model, not a curated record